CAUUCAGCGGACGGUUAUGCAUAUGCACCACUAUUGGAAGGAAUCUCUUAAGAGCGCGGGAAAUAGAUGCAUGGCGAAAUCGUAACGUUUCAACUGUUUCAAAUACAGCAAUAAUAUAAGUACUCAUUUGAGGAAGAUUGGAGAAAUAUCGUGCCUCAUAGUAAGAACAUCCCCAAGGAAAAGGAGAUUAGUAAAUAACGUUACGAAAAAAAUCUUACAUCGAAGGAGAAUUAUUUGUGGUACGAUAUAACGAGACUUAGCAAAAGUCAUGGAUAUUAAACAUAUCGCGACACGUAUGUCAUCUGAUGCUUACUUCUACGCAACCGUAUGUCACGUUUGCAAAAAGUUUGGAGACGGCGUUUCGUUGAAGAGGUGCGGCGGAUGCAGAAUGAUAGCGUACUGCGAUCGAGAGCAUCAGAAACAGCACUGGCCUCAACACAAAUCUUUCUGCAAAGCCAUACAGGACCUGCUGCAAGGCCGCAGCAUAGAAGAUCCUGGUAUCAUUCCAAAGGAGCCUGACGACAUAGUGAAGCUCAUGUUUCUUAUGACAAUGAAGCUGGAACGUUAUUUGGAGAAAUUUGAAGAGGACAUGAUCUUAUAUUCAAGAAAAUGUGCAGUAUGCCACGAACGAAAUGGACGGUUGUUGGAGGAUUGUCAGAACUGUUUCUCUGCCAGUUUCUGUAAGGAUCACAAGGACAGCAUUGAGCAUAAGGAUGUUUGUGAUGCCUUGAAAUUGACCUUUCAAUUUUAUAUAUCAGAGUGGUAUGUGGACUUGAACUAUAUGGAACAUAUUCCUGACACGAAUACAUUUCAGAAUAUGAAUGAUUUUGUAAACGCUUUAUUUUCACUUUAUGAACACACCAGUAAUAUACAGUUCACUUCCAUAACAACAGUGCCAUACAAUCUUCUUACAGUUUCACAUUCACGAUGGUUAACAAAUUCUCUAUCGUUGUUCCAUGCCAUGCAAAUAUUAGAUUAUAUCCCAAAACGUAAAGAUUUAACCAUUCAUGUUAUAAUUGCGGAUGAGACAGAUGAAAUUAUUAUAGAGGCAUGGGAAAUCCUGCUGCAUUUACUACAGCCUGUGAUAUCAUUGAAGAUUGUAAUAAUAGGGCUGGAAUUACUAUCUGAUUUCAAUCUAAUUCAGUUACUUGUUUGUAAGAACUGUAUAUCAGGAAAGAAGAAAGUUUCAGUGGAGUUUCACAAAAUGUUGUAUGAGAAGUAUGCAUGCAGCCCAUUGUUCGUAAAGCCAGACUUAAUUGUAGCAUUUAAUAUAGACAUUAAAGGAAUUGAAUUUAAAAGAGUACCAUUUGUACGGAUGCUAGUAAAACAAAACUGUCCAAUCGUCUUAUUAGGGUCAGUCUCUAUGGAGACUUUAGAGCUGAAAAUAAAUGGAUUAAAUACCAUUCUAAAUAAAAAAGUAGAUUAUGUUUAUAAAGGAAAAAAUCCAUUCGCUAGUUUAUUGCCAGCUAGAAGAUGUAUGCCUAAACUUGGAGUGUUUUACAGGAAUUGUUAUUUAAUUAUCUACAGAAGCCUUUGUAACUGAAAUGUGUAAUUUAAUUAACCAAAGAUUGAAAAAAAUUGUUUGAAGAAAAUAUCAAAAA
Molecule: messenger RNA, 1601 nt
Organism: Solenopsis invicta (red fire ant)
Lineage: Eukaryota; Metazoa; Arthropoda; Insecta; Hymenoptera; Formicidae
Exons: 2
Coding region: 269-1543 (424 amino acids)
Source: RefSeq, a predicted model, not a curated record